AUGGGGAUCGGUCACGUCCUGCUGCUGCUCAUGUACUUAGACCCGCUGUGCGUAAUGGGUUCAGUGAAAAAAACCAACAAGCCCGCGACGCGCAAACCCCCUAGGACCACCACGCUCGCGCUCGGUUCCACCGCCACCAGCACCACGGUUACCCCGCGGACGCCCCCGGCCAGCACGCACGACACCUGCCUGGGCUACUACGACGUGAGCGGGCAGUACGACAAGAUGUUCGAAUGCAACAACACCGACCACCGCUACUGCUGCGGGACGUGCUUCCUGCGCUUCUGCUGCGAGUACAAGAAGGACCGACUCAACCAGCGUGCGUGCGACAACUACCAGUCCCCCAAGUGGGUGCAGACGGCCGCCCCUUCGCCCGUGCCCACCGGGGACACGUACGACCCCAGCAUGGACCAGACCAACACGGCGGUCUACAUCACGUGCGGGGUGAUAGCCUUCAUCAUCGUGCUCGGGGUGUCUGUGAAAGUGGCCUACGACAAAGCCACGGAGCCGCCGCAGGAGAUGAACAUACACAGGGCUCUGGCAGACAUCCUGAGGCAGCAAGGGCCCAUCCCCAUCUCCCAGUACGACUGUGAGAACUUCGCUGCCAUGAACGGCUCCCCCAAAGACAACACUCCGGUGCGAACGUCAUCCAAGAACCACUACACUCCUGUGCAUGGCAAGUCCAACCACGGUCUUCACUACGGGAAGGAGAGUGUGCGCAGCAGCGGAGGAGCUGACCUGCACAACUUCAUCUCGUCAGGCUUCGUCACGCUGGGUCGCGGCCACCAGAAAGCGACGCCGCGUUGGCAUUUGCCGGGCCGCUAUGUGCCCGUUGUCGUAUCAUCGGGACGACAAACGAGGAAGAUGAAGACUUAUGAAAUGUGGGUGUUGGGGGAUGGAAGGAGGCCUGGGGGGAGGACAGUGGAGAACAGGGGGAGGAGCCCAGAAGCAGAGCAGAAUGAGAAGAGCCGGCUGACUCUGCGCAGGGACCAGAGCGAGCAAGGACCACAACGAGCAGAGCCAGGCGCAGCUGACCCUGUCUCGUUUGUUUCAGCUGCGCUGAGCCUGGGGGUCUGUGGAGGAGACACGGGCCCCUGGAGGCUCUCUGUGGAGGACCGGAGAGCAGGAGACAGGCUGCUGUGGAGGCCCUCCAGACUGCGCGAUGUCUCCAGUGUAGAGGGACUCUGCAUGGGCUCACAGACACACACUGACUGGGGAAAUGUCUGA
Knipowitschia caucasica is the source of this 1227-nucleotide messenger RNA. The record is from the annotation of a GenBank genome assembly. Lineage: Eukaryota; Metazoa; Chordata; Actinopteri; Gobiiformes; Gobiidae.